Molecule: messenger RNA, 3364 nt
Organism: Alosa alosa (allis shad)
Lineage: Eukaryota; Metazoa; Chordata; Actinopteri; Clupeiformes; Clupeidae
Product: syndecan-3-like
Exons: 5
Coding region: 195-1679 (494 amino acids)
Biological process (GO): cell migration
Cellular component (GO): membrane; cell surface
Source: RefSeq, a predicted model, not a curated record
UCAGUGUGGUGAAAGGAAGUUGUAAAGUGUCUGUUAGAUUAGUCUUCAUUACAGUUGUAGUUGGCUUUUAGCGCAGUACAACAGAACCGCUGAAACAUCUUCAAAGUGAACGAAUACGAAAGGAUCACUGUUCUGUUUCACAGUAAGCCUAUAUACGUAACUUUAAACAAGGUUGCUACAAAGAUCUCAAGACCAUGAGGAUUCACUUGACAAGGAUAGGCCUACUUGUUUUCUACAUCAGCUCAUUGGUGUCUGCUCUCUCGUCCUCUACCAACAUCCCACCAGAGGAUCUAGACACAUCUGGAGAUGACGCGGAAUUCUCCGGUUCAGGCUCUGGCUCAGGAGAAGAUGAUUUGGGUAAUGUCAAUGGAGGCCAGGUCACACUCAUCAAUGUCACUGAAAAAUCCUCGAUAACAGAUGCACCAUUCAGCACUGUACAGCAAACAACUGAAAAGAUUCCCAUUGCUGUCGACAAGUCUCACAUAUCUGUCUCGUUAUCUCCAGUCACUACGAUUAUACCUCCCAUGGAGACCUCUGACUCAGACACACUUCACCAUCACACCACACACAUUCACAUUCAUGACACUGUGGAAGGGAAAAACACAACUACCCCGCCUGCUGAAAAGGUAGACAUUACUACAUUGGUGUCCGGCACUAAGGAGAAAGUCACAGUGGUCACCACAACGCUGAAGGAGACGAGUAUAGAUUUGGAGGAGGAGGAAGGCACAACGACAACAACAACAACAACAGCAGCAGCAGCUGUAGUGAUUGUGGAAGAUGAAGCCACUGAUCUGCCCCCACUAGCCCCCACCACAACCUCUUCAGCUCCCAUCGACAACGAAGAAUCUACCACUGCCUUUGUGUCCGACACUAAGGAAAAAGUCACAGUGGUCACCACUAAGCUGCAGGAGACGAGUAUAGAUUUGGAGGAGGAGGAAGGCACAAUGACGACGACAACAACAACAACAACAGCAGCUGUAGUGAUUGUGGAAGAUGAGGAUGGGACCUCAGUUCCAGAGGAGGAAGCCACUGAUAUGCGCCCACUAGCCACCACCACAACCUCUUCAGCUCCCAUCGACAACAAAGAAUCUACCACUGCCUCGGUGUCCGGCAGUAAGGAAAAAGUCACAGUGGUCACCACUACGCUGCAGGAGACGAGUAUAGAUUUGGAGGAGGAGGAGGAGGAGGAGGAGGAGGUGGUGGAAGGCACAACGACGAUGACGACAACGACAACAACAACAACAACAACAGCAGCAGUAGUGACUGUGGAAGAUGAAGAUGGGACCUCAGUUCCAGAGGAGAAUUAUGAUGAAGCCACGGAUAUGCCCCCACUAGCCCCCACCACAACUGCCAUUGUGGACAUCAUAGUCCCGAAAGUCAGGAAGGGAGUUGAGAGGCCAAAGCCUGAUGAAGACUUUGUCUUUGCCAACGAUAUCAGGCGGACCAAUACCAAGUCUCUUGAGAGUUCAUCUGACCACCAGACCCUUCUGGAGAGGAAAGAAGUUUUGGCAGGUGUCAUUUGUGGGGGGAUUGUCGGUCUAGCACUAGCAGUCAUGCUGGUCUCAAUCAUGGCCUAUCGGAUGAAGAAGAAGGACGAAGGAAGCUACGCACUGGAGGACCACAAACCCUUUAAUGGAGAUUACCAGAAAGUGCAGAGGCAGGAGGAAUUCUUGGCAUGAAGACAUGCCCUGUAGCCAGCCUCAUUUUACAGUGCCUCGUCUCGUGCUCAAUCAGCCCUCUUUACAGGGCCGAUCCUUCUCCUUGCUUCCUUGGUGAGUGGCGUUUUCUGUCAAACGAUCAGUCCUUUUCUUGUUUAUCCAAACAGACUUGGCACUUUGAUGGACACUGGGACAAUGCAUUGGUCAGUGGAUUUUCCAGUUGACCGUUAACCAUGCUGUAGUCUGCUCACAUUUGAACCACACACAUUUAUAUUGACUUUUAUAAAAGAGGACACAAUGACCACUCUUGGACUGUCUCCAUGGGACUGCAUCUUGUAUGCAAAGGCAUCACUUUGAGGCUGAUUAUGCUGUACUGUGAGUGGUAGCAGAGUCACUGCUCAUCCUGGAUUGCCAUGGUGCCUUAAAUGGGAUCUUUGGAGUCUGGGUAAAGUUUCACAUUUGUUGUUAGAAACCUUUGUAUUUUUAAACAAGUGGUAUAUUUUGGUGCACCUAUAUGUUUUGUUUGAUCAACAGGCUCAUGAAGCUUUGUUCAAUUAAGGGCCAUAUAUUUAUUAGGUUUUUACAGUUUCAGUCUGUAAGCUUGGACUUUUUUGAUUCACGUUUACUUAUGGCUGACGAUAUGAGCAGUGGGACCUUUUUAAAGUUACAUGCCCAUAUCACCUAAAAAUAGAUCUUUUAUUUCAUCUUCAGCACUUAUAAUGAUAUAGCCUCAAAUGUUUGUACAAGUGGUAUGUUUUGGUGCAGCUGUGUGUUUUAUAUGAUCUUCUUUAGUCAAAAACAGUCUUUUCCCUCAGGCAUAAGCACAGGCUCAUUUAACUUUGUUCCUUUAAGGGCCCUUUUUUUUUUUUUUUUUUUUUUUUUUUACAGUUGCAUUCUCUAACCAUGGACAUUUUUGAUGCACGUUUACUCAAGGCUUACAAUAUGAAGACAUUUUUAAAAUGCCAAAAAAAAACCUACACUGGAUCUUUUAACUCCUCUCAAGCACUUAUAUCGACGUGGUGGGAAAUAGAUAUUAGUGUCAGCUUUUGAGGUGCACAGAAUAGUCAGAAUAGCUACUUUUCUGUUCCUUAAUGUUGGUACUGAGCACCAUGCAACAGCAUGCCUUUUAUCCAAUGCACUCUCACGGUGCAGUACUGGGUAAAAAUAGGUCAAACAUUCCUUCAUUAAAUCAUGAAAUAAUUAGUUAUAUGUUACGUGUACGUUAAGUUUCAGUGGUUUUUCUUGGAGUCUUGAAUGUUUGUUUAUGUGGUGAUGGUUUGUGUCCUGUCUUUGGUUGUUUGUGAUGAGCAGAUUGUAUAGAAGUGUGUGUGUGGGUGGGUGGGCGUGAGUGUAAUUUGCAGUCUUAAUUCAUUUGAAAUGACCAGUGAUGGCGGCAGGAAUUUUUCAAUUAAUUUAAUUUUUGGUCACUUUUUCAAUUUGGCUUGCGUUUGGGUCCCAAGGAGCUCAUUAAUACUGACUUAAGAGUCGCCAGACAAUGCUUGACGGUACUUUUGAAGAAAAAGGUAAGGGGGGCUCCUUCAGUCCCAAGCUAGCGUAACAGCACCAGUAUCAGUUGUACAUCCAUGUUUGGGCCUGUCUACCUCUUUUUGAUUUGUUGCUUGAGGCCAUUAUGGCCAUAUUUUCAUUAUUUGUUAACUGUAGUUGACUAUUUUGUAUGUUCAAUAAAGGAGGACUUUUUUUUUUUU